Messenger RNA from Scheffersomyces stipitis CBS 6054, 2823 nucleotides. RefSeq names its product putative serine/threonine protein kinase (gene HRK1). The record is from RefSeq and is a predicted model, not a curated record. The transcript has 3 exons. Gene Ontology annotation, biological process: protein phosphorylation; intracellular signal transduction. Bases 627 to 2750 code for a protein of 707 amino acids. Lineage: Eukaryota; Fungi; Ascomycota; Pichiomycetes; Serinales; Debaryomycetaceae. Gene Ontology annotation, molecular function: protein serine/threonine kinase activity; ATP binding.
AAGGUUGCACCUGACGUUCGAAAAACGACCUAGCUGCUGCCCUAGUGCUUUUCAGCCGUUUCUGGUAGCCAAUAGGAGCUGAGAGUCAAAUUGACAACUAACUCAUUGAAAGUUCGAAGUCACAAGAGAUAUCCACCAGAGAAACAUCUUUUAUACUGGUAUUGGUUAUUCGAAAGAGAGACUUCAUAAUAACUUACUGACACUGGCUCUAUAGUUAGCCAUCAACUCAUACAGUAGCUUUACUUUAGAAUACCACACUAUAGUUUACUAUAGCGUUCCCAUUAUAGCUUGUCAUCCUUACUAAUUUCCCUGUUGUUUGUCGUUUAUCUGACCAUACCAUUAUCAUUAUUGUUAGCUAUUGUCACAUCAAUAGUGAUUCAUUUCCUACAAUUGUCACCUCAACACAUAGUAAUCAUUCAAUUGUUGGUUGUUUGAUUCGAACUUCAUAAUCUACCCAGUAUCAUUCAAGUGUGGUUCUAGUAUCGCUUAGAACACUCUUAUCAAUUCGUAUCAUAGUAUCAUUUGUCAGUAUCAACUACAAUACUGCUAUCCAUUAGUUUCUUCCACUAUUUAUUAGUAUCAUCUACCUCAUUUACGUCAUCUAAUAUCUAUAGUCUACUUCCAUCAUGCCUGACAAACACAAACUCAAGCUCUUCCGCAAGGCUGAAGACGACUUGACACCUUCAACCUCCAACCACUCCUCUGUUGGAAGUAGAAAGUUUCUUGGUUUCCACAUUGGAAGACACGAGUCUGGUGAGUCCCUCACUUCACCAACUCUCACGAACUCUUCAGACCACCAACAGACUCACUACAACAACCCUGCUACGACUAUUGUAAGUGCCAGUGGAAUCCAUUCUCCUUUUGCAGCGGGCUCUGGCUCUGGCUCUGGCUCGCUCGGAUCUCAACCAAUCGUUUCUCCACAGCCGCAAGUUCAUGCCUCAUAUCUCAACAAACAGGACUCGAAUCAUACGUUCAUGAAAUCAAACUCAAUGGUUGAAUUGAAACGUUUCUUCAAGCCAAGUAAGAAAACAACUUCUAAUACUCGUAAGCAUGAUUACUCUAAUCAACUCCACUCACCACCUCCAAUGGUUAGUGGUAAGGAAAUUAUGGGAAAUGCUCUCAACAGCGGCCACCCAAGUCGUGAACCCUCUUCUACAAGUUUAGCUACGUUGAUUAAUCAGACGUCGUCGCAGUUGCUUCAUAACGCUUCUCACCACCACUCUUCUGGAAAGGAUCCCUUCACAGAUGACAACUCGCCGCUUGUGAAAAAGUACGGUAAAAUGGGCAAAGAGUUGGGAAGCGGUGCUGGUGGUUCUGUAAGGUUGAUCACGAGACCAUCUGAUUCCAAAACUUUUGCUGUUAAAGAGUUCAGACCCCGUAGAAGUACUGAAACACUUAAGGAUUACACCAGAAAGUGUACUGCCGAGUACUGUAUCGGUUCUACAUUGAAGCAUCCCAACAUUAUCAAGACAAUUGACAUCAUUCACGAGAACAGCAGGUACUUUGAAAUCAUGGAAUAUGCUCCAAUUGACUUCUUUGCUGUUGUGAUGAGUGGAGAAAUGUCACGACAAGAGAUCAAUUGUUGUCUCAAACAGAUAUUGGAAGGAGUCAGCUAUUUGCAUAACUUGGGAUUGGCCCAUCGUGAUUUGAAGUUGGACAAUUGUGUGAUAACCGAUGAAGGUAUUCUCAAGAUUAUUGACUUUGGUUCUGCUGUUAUAUUCAAGUACCCAUACGAUCAGUAUGGCAACAACAAGGAUACGAUUCAUCCUUGUCAUGGAAUAGUUGGAUCUGAUCCGUAUUUGGCUCCUGAAGUGUUGUUAAGCCCCAACUCGUAUAACCCUCAGCCUGUAGAUCUCUGGUCAAUUGCUAUCAUUUACUGUUGUAUGACUCUUAAGCGUUUCCCUUGGAAGAUUCCCAACGCUGAAAAGGACAACAGUUUCAAGCUCUACAAUUUACCAGAUGACAACUGGCACGACUACUACUUGUCAAAUGAAUGCCAUAAGUUGUUACUUCAACAGAGGAAGUUCAAGAACAUGAUAGUGAGACUGAAUAAGAAGAAGAAGAUGUUAGCAGACCAGGAAAGCGGAGAAAAUAUGGAACAAUCUGAAUCCGUUUCAGGAGAUGCUGGGUCUCGCGCUGUUGCAGAAGCAAUUGUUGUUGAUAACGCCAUAGGAGACGCAGAUUCAGAUAAGUUCUCAAACAAAGAAUCUCGGAAAGAAAAGAAUCUUGAUAAUGCAGAGGUCUUGACGGAAGAGCAGGUUCAAGAAGUGCUUGCGCAGUUGAAAGAGAUAGAUGACAAGCUUGAGGAGUAUGAAAAGAAAAAGUCAGACAUGAAAUCAGCAUUCGUAGAACAACAGAACAAAUUGAAAUCUUCUUCAGAAGCUGGCGAAGGUUCCGAUGUAGCUUCGGGUCCAGAGAAAGAACUCUCGCCGGGACCAGGCUCGUCGUCACUGGCUACCAAGAAGAAACCACAACACAAGCAGAUUCAUGGACCAUAUAGAUUGAUGAGAUUACUUCCCCAUGCCUCUCGUCCUAUCGUACACAAGAUGCUCCAGGUAGACCCAAGAAAGAGAGCAACCUUGGAGGAGAUCAUGAAUGAUGAGUGGAUCCGCGAGAUAAAGUGUUGCACGUUGAAGAAAGUAGCCCGUAGUGCUGAUAAUGUAGGAGUCAACUUUGACGAAGACGAAGACGACGUUUUAGUCAAAGGAGUUCCUCCACAUGACCAUACUAUUGUGUUGGAAAGCCAGUGAUAGUCACAAAAGGUCUGUCAUAGUCAUGUAGUUUAGUUCUUGGGAUUUAUUUAGAAUAUUUAUUGUAAGGGUG